AGAACACCACGGAAAGACGUCAUAGCCCAAGUGAUGUAAUCCCAUCAUGCACCGCAAGGGGAUCCCCCGACCCCAAUGACGUGUGGAAACCACCGGGACAAAAAGGGAUGUAGCGGACUUCCGCAAACCAUUUUGGGACGGAGCGCGAGGACAACCGCUUUCAUAUUCGUAGCUUUCUGCAUAACCAACUCCUCACAGGAUCACAAUGGAGAAGGUGGAUUUCAAGCAGAAGUGGGCCCAACCGGUGCAGGUUGGCAUGAUGGACGAAGCAGAACGCUUCUACACCGAAGUGCUUACUUCCGCGUGUAAGGAACGAACCAGCAUCCCGAUCGGCCAGGCCUGUGCAGUGGUGGGGCUGGGAGAGUUGUACCUGCUGCGUCACGAUCCCAAGUCCCUUGUGAAAGCAGCGGCCCUCUUUAACACCGCUCUAGAGCUGUGUCAACAAGAACGGCUGAGUCUGGGUGAAGACGGUGCUCAGAAUACUACCUCGUCCCCGCCGUCAGCGCUAAUCGAGCAGGAGGAACAACAAGGCCUACUUGGCGACUACAAGCGACGACUCUCCCAUAGAAGGGAGAGAUGCGCCGCAGCAUUCGCGCUUCUCCUUCAAUCACGGAACAGAGCUGAGGCAGCCGACAUCGCCGACAUGCCUGAAACCCAUCGCCCUCAGAUUGACUCAGAAGGUUCCUCUCCUGCAAGCUCCCUGGCCAGCCAAGGAUACUCCUGCCUGAAGGAUGACGAGUUCCCAAAGGCCGCCUUUCUUCUGAAAAAGGCGUUGGCUGCUUGCGGAGAGAAGGAUACCGAGGACAGGGCCAAGUACAGCCAAGAUCUGGGAGACGCCUUGCGGAAGAUGGGAGACGUGCAGCAGGCAAUUGUCCAUUUGCAGAGAGCUUUGCAAGAGAGAAUCCUGCUGAACGACGAAGCGGACGAGGGUGACGUCGCCACUGCGCAACUGUUGGUGCUGUUCGGAGAGUGUUUGUCCGCUGGAGAGCAGUUUGACCUGGCCUAUGCGUACAUGGAGGCUGCCGAGGAGACCCUCCCGAUGUACCUUGACGAGAACGACCCCGACUUGAACGAGAGCAGAAAAAUGAACGACUUGCUGAGGAUGGCGUCUCUCGCUCGGGAGGGGAAGACCGAGGAAGCUGGGACAAUCUUUCGGAACGUCGACCCAACCGCACCGGACCUGUAUCGGAGUCUGGCAAGCCACACUUACGACAAGGGGCUGUUGUUAGAAACAAUACAGUUCCACGAAACAGCCAUGGUGUUCGCGCCGGACAACACUUCCAACCAGCACAACAUGGCCUGUAUGUAUCAUGCACGAGCGCAGUACGCAAGGGAGGCGGGGAACCUCGACAUCUACAACAAGAUGGUCCGACUUGCCGAGAAAAACUUCCGACAGGCCAUCAGUCAGAAUGAGAAGGAUGGAAAUCCAGGUAUGGGCUUGUUGGCUGAGUACGGGAACUUCCUCUGUCGGAACGAGCGAUGGGCGGACGCGAUCCCCGUGCUGAAGGAGGUAGUGGAUCGCCCCAAGUCUUCUGAAGAAACCUCCGGUCUCAUCUACAACCAGAUGGAAAUGAUCACGCUACUUGACGAGAUAAAGGCCGAAGUGAAGAAUGCCAAGGACAAGUCCCUACCAAUGUCCCAGCGUCACCUCGCCUACUACCUUCUGACCCGGGCGCUGAAGGAAACAGGCGAAGAAGGGAAAGCCGACCAGACCGCUCAAGAAUUUCAGGCAGACCUGGAUAGUGGCGACAAGCUAUUUUCCUGGUCGUUGCUAGGGUACGCGUUGAGGCACGCGGGUCGUCCACAAGAGGCAAGUGCCGCGUUCAUGCGAGCGUUCGAUGACGAGAGGUCAGAAGACCUGGCAAGACAGAACUUCUCGGCCUGCCUCGUCUCCUCCAACCUGAACAAGCCGGACGGACCUGCCGAGCAGCCGACCUACAAACCGACCCAGGAGGAAAUCCUGGACCUCGACUGAGAGUGACGAUAGGAAGGAUGGCAGCCACAAACUUAGACGUGUUUUCCUUUUUCCAUCCACUCCAGAUCAUAGCUAUAUAGGUGCUGUCAUGUACUGAAUUAUCUGGUUUAAUGUAAAGUAGAGAAGAACCUUAUGCGGAAUUGUAAUGUACUUGUUUAAAGCAUUGUCGUGCAUCAAAUUGUCAUUCUGUAGUUGAAUUUUCAUGCAUAGACAAGAGGUCUUGAUUGGUGUUGUAGAAUGUUGUACAUGUUCAAGCUGCACAAAGUAACUGCAUCCUAACAUCAACUUGACACUAUCUAUGUGGAGACAUUGGUGACUGUGUUAACCAAUUAGAAAUAAGAAAGCAAAGAGAAUAGUACGUUUUAGUAGAGCAGACUACAAGUCACACUUGUUAAAGUGGUUAGAAAAGGCACAGAACUGACAGAAGAAUCAAACGUAUUUAUCCAAGAUUGAUAUAUAAUGAUAGAACUGAUGGAUGUAAUAACAAAUGGAAGUUGAUAUUCUUAUUGUAAUGUAGCAGUUAAGCACCGAUUUUAAACAACAAGAACUAUAGUAGUUUUUAAGGAAUUGUAGAUAUGUUAUAUUUUAGAGCUUUAUUGAUCUUAGACGUCUGUUAGUGAUUCAGUCCGAGUUGUACGACUUUGUUGAACAGUGCAGUUCAGUUAACUACAUGUACAUCUAAUUAACUGCUAUCUAAUUAACUGCUAGACUGCCAUUUUGAAUGUUCAAAUCAAUAAAACCAAAUCAUCAGUAUCAUAUUUGGUUUUCUAGGUGUGGCCUUACUGUUAACGUGCUAACGUUAUAUUCCAUGCGAUGUGUUACUACAUUCUACCCUGGGUAGCAUUCAUGAUUUCUUUCUGUUGUUAGAAUUCAUCUGCACAGAUGGGAUCUAUUGCCUUUUCUUUCCAUAUUACAAUAAAUGUAACUAGUUGCCAAA
Molecule: messenger RNA, 2912 nt
Organism: Branchiostoma floridae (Florida lancelet)
Lineage: Eukaryota; Metazoa; Chordata; Leptocardii; Amphioxiformes; Branchiostomatidae
Exons: 2
Coding region: 206-1975 (589 amino acids)
Molecular function (GO): protein binding
Source: RefSeq, a predicted model, not a curated record